Molecule: messenger RNA, 709 nt
Organism: Lampris incognitus (smalleye Pacific opah)
Lineage: Eukaryota; Metazoa; Chordata; Actinopteri; Lampriformes; Lampridae
Gene: sdhc
Product: succinate dehydrogenase complex, subunit C, integral membrane protein
Exons: 6
Coding region: 15-524 (169 amino acids)
Biological process (GO): mitochondrial electron transport, succinate to ubiquinone; tricarboxylic acid cycle
Cellular component (GO): membrane
Molecular function (GO): electron transfer activity; succinate dehydrogenase activity
Source: RefSeq, a predicted model, not a curated record
CUCAGUGCUCAAAGAUGGCGUUGCUACUAAGGACGUUGGGCCGACAGGGCCUGUGUUUCAGCAGACCCCAGCAUGGUGUGCUCUUCAGACAUGCUGCUCCAAUGGGGACCACAGCAAAGGAGGAGAUGAACAAGUUUUGGGCCAAAAACAACAGAUUAAACCGGCCUAUGUCUCCCCAUCUUACCAUCUACCAGUGGUCUGUCCCCAUGAUGAUGUCCAUCACACACAGAGGAACGGGAGUGGGGCUGAGUGGAGCUAUCUCAGCCUUUGCUCUGGCAGCACUGGUAUUACCAGGGAGCUACCCUCACUACCUGGACCUAAUCCACUCCCUUUCUGUUGGCCCCUACCUCAUUAGCCUGGCCAAGUUCGGCAUUGCUUUCCCUGUAUCUUACCACACCUACAACGGCAUCCGCCAUCUGUGUUGGGAUUUUGGCAAGGGCUUCAAAAUCCCAGAGGUUUAUCGCACCGGCUACACAGUCAUCGCUCUGUCCAUCAUCACCUCCAUAGCUGUCUGUCUUAUCUAAACAAAGAUGGAGAGAGAGAGAUAGAGAGAGAGAGAGACCACCAGAAGAAGUGGAGUUGGGAAAGGAGAGACGGGUCGAGGGGAAUAUGGAUUGGAAGGACCGUCGAAGCUUUGUGUAUAUUUUCUGUCUGGCCUACAUGGCUCCAAAACAAUACAUAAAAAAUAAAUAUGAUUAUAUUGCACGCA